AGAUGACUUAAAAUAAUCUGAACAUUUGUUUCUAGAAAGUCUUUUUUUGUGAGUGUUUCUUUGUAUUUGAGUAACAUUUUGUGACGAUGGGAAACAGAACAAAUCUGUAAGAAGGAAUAAUUUUUCUCAGCAAUAUGUGUGUAUUAAAUCCAACUAUAACAGACGUUACAGACAUGUAGGAAUAAUAAAUGAUUAACCUUUUUAUCAUCUUUUAUAUUACUCUUACUUGCAGUAGAGCUGCUGGGCGUUUAAACAAAUGUCCUCCCUUUGUCAAUAUUUAAUCUUUUACAACCUGCUUCAUGACUAGAUUUUAUGUAUUAAAACCAUAUUUAUUACAUGCUGAUCUAUUUUUGACCUGAACUAAGAUUAUAGAAGAGGAAAAAGCUCCAGCAUAGCUUUCUCCUUUCUGAAGGCUGUGCUGCUUUCGUUGGGCGACAAAAACAAAGCAAAAAUCAGCUGAGAUUGUAAAGAAGGUUUAGGAUAAACAGGCAGAAACUGAAAGGAACUACUUUGGUUUAAUUAUAGGGCGAUUCUUAAUCAGUAGCUCUGGAGAGCUGAAGACGCAGCAGGAGGGCAGGCUGUGAGAAUCCAACAAAAUGUUUGGAGGAAGGUGGAGACUAGAGCGCACCUUGUGUCAGUACGUCACUGACACUCUGACUUACAUGGCAACAGUGAAAGAUUUUUAUGAGAUAUUCUCAGAAUGGAAAGAUUGCAGGGAAAUAGAAUAUGUGAAAACGAUGAGUAUCAAAGAAAUGGCUGAUAAAAUUGAUCCCACUUUUGCCAAGUCAGAGGGCAAAUGGGCGUCUUUUUGUAAAUACGUCAAGAGCGUUUUCCAGCGCAAGGCGGAGAGUAAACUUUUAGAUCUGGAAAAGACGCUGGCUGAAGUGCUGAAUGGCACGCUGGAAGGUCUGGAGAAACUCGACAGUUUCUUGGAUGCGUUGGAGAAGCUGGCGGUCACGUCGCUCCAGGUGUUCACUGAGAACCAGAUUAUUUACCUGCCUGAAAAGAUCAGCUUUGAUGAUGUUCAAGCUGUGAUCAGCACUGCACAACAAAUCUGUCCUCUCAUCCUGGAGUUCAAAAGAGAUGCAAAGUCCUUCUUCCUCCCUGACCGUCACAAUGUGGAGGUUCUGGCAUUCCAGCUGCAGGAUUACAUAGACACAGCCAACAGGAUAUGUGUAAUUCACGGCCAGAGCUUUGACUUUGAUAUUUGCAUGGAAAUGACUAAAGAAACUGAAGUGAAUACUGACAACCUGUGUGAAAACGACGUGCAACAGAUGACAGAUCAGAUUAAGUUACUUGACACAAUCAGGAUGGACCAGGACUUUCGGAUGGAGUUCCUGUUCCAGAAAGUUUCCUCAGCUGGUUUCAUCAGCAUCUUUAAUGAGCAACAACCCAAACUGCUAACGUUUCUAGAUGAGGUGGAGCAGUGUGCCGUUGAGUUAGACAGGAUGAACAAAGGAGCAAAGAUCUCCAGUGUGGCUGGCAGCUCAGUGGGAGCAGCUGGAGGCGUCCUCUCCAUUGUUGGUUUCGCGUUAUUCCCAGUUACAGCCGGAGUGUCUAUAGGGCUGACCAUCGCCGGUGUGUCGAUGGGGGUAACAAGUGGAGCCAACAGCUUGGUAACCACCUUAACAGAGGCUGGAGUUAAUUCUACUCAACAGAAAAAAGCAAAUGAAGUCUUUGAAAAUUUCAUUGAGUAUUUCCAAACAGUCCAGGAUUCUCUUGAUGAGGUGAUGAAUCAACGAGGCAAUCUGGAGCGAAGUAACAUAGACGUGUUGUUCGGAGUGGUCAAGGGUGUUCAGAAAGUCUGUACUAUAGGAAAGGGUAUUGAUUUCAUUGUUAAUCGUGCUUCUGCUUUGAAGACUUUAAAAACUCAGGAUAUUGCUGCAGGUGCAGGUAAAGCUGUACUACAGGAUACAAAAGCUUUACGUAAUGUACCCAGGGUGGCAGCAGACGUUCCUGAUAUCGGUCAGGCAGCAGUUAAAGGGCCUCUGGCUCUCACCAAGGGAGCCAGAGCAGGCUUCAUUGCACUUAAUGCCCUCUUCAUUGGCAUGGAUUUAUUCUUUAUCGCCAAAGACAGCAUGACUCUGGCCAAAGGCAGCGAGACUAAAGUCUCAAAGUUCCUCAGAGCCAGAGCUGCAUUGUUCCGCUCGCAGAUAGAGUCAUGGGAGAAUCUCUGCAACUCUUUGUGUCGCAGCAAACUGACCAAAGAAGAAAACAAAAAUAUCCUACAGGCGGCAUUUUUUCAAGAGGACAAAUAAGAAGUAGAUCUGAAGGGUUAAAGAGAAUAAAAGUAUGUAUGACAUUAAAAACUGGUACAUAGUUAUACUGAGACACACCAAAUUAUAAUAAUUUCACUUUUUACCAACUGAAAUGAACGAGACACAUAAAACUAAUCGGUUCUGAUCAGUUUGUUUUCUGUAACAGGUCAUAUUAACUUCUGAGUUUUAAAUCGACAUUUUGAGCUUUACAUCAUGUUAUUAAUGUAAAUAAUGUUAUUCCCUCAUAAAAAAAACAUACCUGGAGUGUCGCUUUGACUCUUUAAUGCAUGUUUCAGAAAUACUUUAAUCUCCAUGGCAACCAGUCAGCUGUGAAAAACGCCUGUUCUCACAAACCACAUCUCCAGUUGAGCUUCCUCCACUCAGCUCCUCCAGACUAGCGGCAGCAACAAUUAGCAAACACCUGGAGAAACUGAGAUUCUUCUGAGCUAAUCAUGCGAAUGCUCCAAAGAGCGCCGGUAAACGGCAUAAUGGAGGAGCCAUGCUGUGAUGCCAUGCUGAAGUGUUGGAAAGAGCAGGAGCUUCUUAAAGAAACAGCGACACAAUUUCAAGGUGUUAAAAUGCAAAGUUAAAUUUC
Xiphophorus couchianus (Monterrey platyfish) is the source of this 2853-nucleotide messenger RNA. RefSeq lists its product as uncharacterized. Gene Ontology annotation, biological process: lipid transport; lipoprotein metabolic process. NCBI's taxonomy places the organism in Eukaryota, Metazoa, Chordata, Actinopteri, Cyprinodontiformes, Poeciliidae. The coding region runs from base 597 to 2258 and encodes 553 amino acids. The record is from RefSeq and is a predicted model, not a curated record. Gene Ontology annotation, molecular function: lipid binding. Gene Ontology annotation, cellular component: extracellular region; membrane. The transcript has 4 exons.